Petromyzon marinus (sea lamprey) is the source of this 1679-nucleotide messenger RNA. RefSeq names its product leucine repeat adapter protein 25-like. The record is from RefSeq and is a predicted model, not a curated record. Lineage: Eukaryota; Metazoa; Chordata; Hyperoartia; Petromyzontiformes; Petromyzontidae.
GCAGGAGAGGCGUGUCAACGCGCGCGGACGCGCAGCGAUGAUCCCCCCCAUGGGAGACAGCGCGCCCUUGACUGGAGCGGCGAGCGAGGCGUUUUGCUGCGGCCUGAGCACCGUUCGUGCCGCGAAGCCCCUCGGGAACGAACGUCCGCGGAAGUCGCCGGACAGCUUCGCUUCUUCACCUUUCCCGAGAGCACCGCGCGAAUCGCGCGGCGACUGGGAAAUCUGUGGCCGAGCAGGUAAAGAUGGACGUGCCGGCCUUCGCGCCCUUCCCGGCUCGCGCCGCGGGUCUCCCGCCCCUGCCACGCAGCCUUAGCGCCCUGCUGCACUCGAGCCGCGAGAGCUGGCGGGACGCGGGCCGCCUCUACGCCGCGCGCAGCCGCCUGCACGCGGAGCUCCAGGCCACGGGGUCCGGCCACGCCGACCUGGCCGGCUCCUAUUCAUCCUCCUCGUCAUCCGCCACCGCCUCCUCCGCCUGCUACCCGGCGCGUGUCGCCCGGCCGCACGGCCUGGGUGCUGCGUUGGCGCUCCUCCGUCGGGAGAUGGUGGGCCUGCGGCAGAUGGACCUGUGGCUGCUCUGCCAGCUGUGGACCCUACAGGAGGCCCUGCUGGACGUGAGGCCUUGCUCAGGCCUGGGGCCCCGGUCCCCUCCGCUUGCUGCCGUGGACAACGCCGGCGGUGGAGGCCUCCGAGCUAAAGGGGACGUGUUCAAUCCCUGGACGGGGCCAAGUGCCGGAGAGACAGAGGGGCGACAGACAGGCACGAGCAGUGAGCCCCAGCAAGGGCGGUCGCUCUUCAUCAGCAUCUGAAGAGGUGACCCCCCCUCUCCACGUCUUCAACAGCAUCUGAAGAGGUGACCCCCCCUCUCCAACUUUUCAACAGCAUCUGAAGAGGUGACCCCCCCUCUCCACCUCUUCAACAGCAUCUGAAGAGGUGACCCCCCCUCUCCACCUCUUCACCAGCAUCUGAAGAGGUGACCCACCCCCCACUAUGUUCCACCUGCCAGACCACAUGGGAGCUGUGACAAGAGUCGACCUUUGUAAGAGUCCACCUCAUGCGAGGCAGCGUUACGCAAGUCGGCAUCACACGGGUCAACCUCACGCGAGUCGACCUCACCGGAGCCAACCUCUUACAAUCACACUCACGCGAGGUCGACCCCGCAUGAGUACACCUGAGUCGACCCCGAAUGAGUACACCUGAGUCGACCCCGCGUGAGUACACCUGAGUCGACCUCACCUGAGUCAACCUCUUACAUGCAGAGUACAGGUGUGUCGACCUCAGUCAACAUGACCAAGAGUCGGCGUUACUCGGAAUCAUCAGCAUCAUCAUCCGUCCUCGCGAUGGGUCACUCUCGCGGGAGUCCACCUGCCGAGUCAUCCAUCGUCAACCGGUUUGCGGGCCCCAUGAGAUGAUGGAGCUGCCCCGCUGUUUGGUCCACGGAUUGAAGACUGCUGACCACCCCAUGUGUUAAAUCUCUUCUGUGUGUGUGUGACGGAUCUGUGUGUGUGUGUGUGUGACGGAUCUCGAGAUCCAGAUCCGUCACAUACACAGACCCGUCACACACACACACACAAAUUCCUCACACACACACACAGAGAUCCGUCACACACACAGAUUCCCUGUGUCCUCCCUGCUUGUAACGGUCGUUAAUUUAUCAAUAAAUGCCGCGUUUGUAAAUUAAA